GAGAAAGAAAGCGACGUCGACUUCUGGACAUGUGCAAUCUUGUUUACGCAUGCGUAUGAGGCUCAUACAUAGCCAAUGAUAGGUCAGUGGUGUUAUAUACUUCUGUGGAGGAUGAGUGAACAAGAGCAUGUCGUCUUUCUGGAUUUCUUCGGGUGCGUACCUUCUAAAGAAGACCUUCAGAAUUCGUUAGCCAAGGUGGGCACUGCAAUUCAAGGAGCCAGGCUUUUAGUUGCUCUACGCCAUGACGUCAACACCGGUUUAGACUUGUCCGCACUGCUUCCUGGAAGUCCAACAGAGACCGUCAGCCACGCGGCGAAGAUCAAGUCUGUCUUGAUUGCGAAGGCGCGCCUGGAUGAUUUGCAGGUGAAGCGUCUUCGCAUUGUGACGGAUCCCGAUUGUGCCCAGUGGUGGAAGCGAGUCCAGGAAGUCUGCUUCACCCCGUGCUACAGCAUAGAUCAAAUCUACACUACCGUGCCAAAACGAACGGUGAAACCCGAUGGGGAUUCUGUCAGCUCGAUCGGAAACCAGGUUAGGGAUUUCUUUCGAAGCCUUCCCGCCGUUGGUCAAAUCGGCUUUCUCCGGUCACCGAAUAUUCCGGCGGAGGUGUUCGUCCACGGUUUCAGUACUAGGUUCGGCGGUUUGAGCUCUUACCCGGGAAUGAAGUCUCUAAAUCUGACAUACACUAUGAAAAAACCGGACCCAGAAGCUCUGAUCAAGGAAAACAUCCGACGCCUGGCGGACUUUGCGGGCUUUGACGGCGGAAACCUCCACGUAGCUGCGGCUACCCACGGCAUCCAGGUUUGGACAGUUGGAGAGGAAAAGCCAGCGGGAUACGACGCCGUCAUUUCCAACAUGCCCGGCGUUGUUGUUGCAGCGCCGUCGGCUGACUGCACGCUUGUGCUUUUCGCAGACCCGGUCAACAAAUGCUGCGGCGCGGCGCAUGCCGGCUGGCGUGGGACUAUGACGUCAGAGGGCAUUGCCAUGGCAACUGUGAAUGCUAUGAAAAGCAAAUUCGGCACGAAUCCGAAAGAUGUGUUGGUAGCCAUCGGCCCUUCCAUCGGUACAUGCUGCUACGAAUUCGGUGUAGAGGAGGCCAAACAAUUCGAAGAAUUUGACCCUAGCUGCAUUGUACACAAGCCUGAUCAUCCUAAACCCUUCGUGGACGUCGCCAGGACGAAUAAGCUUCAACUGCAGAGAGGAGGAGUCCCAGCAUCCAAUAUCGAUAUGUCUAAUACUCUCUGCACAAAAUGUCACCCGGACAAGUUUUUCUCCUACAGACGGGAUGGGACACCCUUUGGAAACCAAAUUGGCUUUAUUGGGAUUAAGCUGUAAUUCAUACAGAUUGCCAGAUUGUUUAAAAUGAGCUUGCACGAAAACGAAAUACUAGACGUUUAACAGUUCAAGCGUAACGUUGAUUCCUGGAGACGUCGAUCACAGCUUUGUUCAGAUAUCUUUUGAGUUGAAUUCAUCAAGUGGAAAUCGAGCUAUAGCUUAUUACCUUUUCACAACGCUACAUUUUCAGGCAUUCCAUGUUCCGCAAAGCCUUUGGAGAAAUUAUCCGUGGUAUUCUGCCACCAACUAAGAAAGCAUUUCAGUUCUGUCACUGGUGUACCAAGUUUGUUUUCUUUUCAUCUCGAUAUUUCUGUUUAUAUUUUUUGUUUUUUUUAUAUAUAUUUUUGAGAUGGUACAUACAUUCAUUAAAUUGUCUAUCCUUUUAUAAUUGGCCUAACGCUUGACCACUGUCUAUAAUCGCCAUUUGGCUUGAUCAUGGUGGAUCAUAGUUGAUUUUCAACUGUAUGUUGAUUAUUAUUGAUUUUUUUUGUCCUGAUUUGUCGAGACUCCUGAAUAAAUAUCAAUCAA
Liolophura sinensis is the source of this 1860-nucleotide messenger RNA. Its product is annotated as purine nucleoside phosphorylase LACC1-like. The record is from RefSeq and is a predicted model, not a curated record. Bases 76 to 1332 code for a protein of 418 amino acids. Gene Ontology annotation, molecular function: copper ion binding. NCBI's taxonomy places the organism in Eukaryota, Metazoa, Mollusca, Polyplacophora, Chitonida, Chitonidae. The transcript has 2 exons.